Molecule: messenger RNA, 1460 nt
Organism: Tarenaya hassleriana
Lineage: Eukaryota; Viridiplantae; Streptophyta; Magnoliopsida; Brassicales; Cleomaceae
Product: F-box protein At3g07870
Exons: 1
Coding region: 137-1426 (429 amino acids)
Molecular function (GO): protein binding
Source: RefSeq, a predicted model, not a curated record
UUUGCUCUUCAUCUUCUCUCUCUCUCUCUCUCUCUCUCUCUCUCUCUCUCUCUCUCUCUUCUCUUCUUCACAAAAUCUUCAAAUUCUGAAUCUUGAGAUCAAACCCGGUAGAUAUUUUCCACCUGUUCAUCGAUCCAUGGCUUCAGAUCAUUCGACCAGAUCAUGUUUCAAGAAAAGAAAGAUCGAAGAGGAAGAAUACGGAUCGUGUUCAUCGCUCGAAGCUCUCCCCGUAGAAAUCAUCGCCGACAUAUUUUCUCGGCUUCCAAUCACGUCCCUCGUCCGUCUCACGUUCGUCUGCAGAUCCUGGAGAUCGCUGGCUCAAGAUCCUCUCCUCCUCAACGCGCAUCUCUCUUCCUCUGCAAAUCCCGCACGACCAUGUCUCCUCUUCCACUGCGAUUUCCCCAUACGAAACGAGCUUCACUUCUCGGACUUAUCCUCUUACGGAUCCUCGGAAGAAGCCGGAAGAUCGUCCAAGACCAAGAAAUUCAGCCUGCCUUUCGCGGCCGCAAUGCCCGAGUUCGAUGUGGUCGGCUCAUGCAAUGGCUUGUUGUGCUUGUCGGAUUCGCUCUACAACGAUUCGCUCUACGUCUACAAUCCCUUCACUAGAAACUGCGUAGAGCUUCCGGAGACUUCGGCCAAGUACCACGACCAAGAACUCGUGUUCGGCUUCGGUUUCCAUCCAAGAACCAAGGAUUACAAGGUAGUGAAGAUAGUUUAUUACAGAAGUAACAGUAACGGUAACAGUAGUAGCAGUAGCAGUGGUUACAGGGCCCGUGGUAGGAUCCAAUUCAAACAAUCCGAGGUUCAUGUCCUAACUUUGUCUUCAAGAACCGAGUUAUUGUCAUGGAGAAGCUUAGGUAAAGCGCCUUAUAAGUUUGUGAAACGUUCGUCCGAGGCAUUGGUCAACGGUAGGUUGCAUUUCGUGACACGACCUCGUCGACAUGUGCCUGCCCGUAAGUUCAUAUCGUUUGAUUUGGAGGACGAAGAGUUCAGAGAGAUCCCUAAACCGGAUUCAGGAGGGCUAAACCGGAGCAACCACAGGCUCGUGAACCUCAAAGGGUGUCUAAGUGCGGUCGUGUACGGAAACUACGGGAAAUUGGACAUAUGGGUCAUGAAGAGUUAUGGAGUCAAAGAAUCUUGGGUCAAAGAGUAUAGCGUCGGAGCUUACUUGCCAAAGGGGCUAAAGCAGAAUUUGGAUAGACCGAUGUGGAUAUGGAAGAACGCCGAGAACGGGAAAGUCGUUAGGGUUUUAUGCGUUUUGGAAAACGGCGAGAUCUUGUUGGAGUAUAAGAGUAGGGUUCUCGUUUCAUAUGAUCCGAACAAAGGUAAGUUCAAAGAUCUUGUCCUCUCCGGCUUGCCCAAUUGGUUUCACACCGUUGUUCAUGUCGGAACUUUGGCUUGGUUCGACACACCGAUAGAUGUAUGACAAGAGAGGGAUUUUUUUUUUUUUUUUUUUUUGG